AUGUCGAUCAUUUUUUCGAUUAUCAUAUCGGAACAUUUUGAGUAUACGGUCACAACACUGGCCCUGUUGGUUUAG
Molecule: messenger RNA, 75 nt
Organism: Caenorhabditis briggsae
Lineage: Eukaryota; Metazoa; Nematoda; Chromadorea; Rhabditida; Rhabditidae
Exons: 2
Coding region: 1-75 (24 amino acids)
Source: RefSeq, a predicted model, not a curated record